CGUGCGCGUACCGGGAAAAUAUAUUUUACCGAUGAUGCAAUGGCUAGAAUUACUUAUGCAGGAGCUCGGAAAGAUAUUUUUUAACGUUAUCCGUUUAUGAUAAUUCGCUUUGAAAUAUAGUGCGACAUGAAAAUUUGCGUGCUGCAAAUCGAUAACUGUAAAUUCAAAAUGAUCGUUUGUUCUGAACUUCAGAAUAUAAUUGUAUGCACACAUAUCUAAGAAUGUUAUCUUUGUAAAUAAGGGGAACCUUGUUUAUUCUGUGCAGUUCGCCUGUAUUCCUCUUAAUCGCAUAGAGCAAAGUAUCGUUCCCACUAAAUGGUGCAUUCAGUUUAUCAGGCAAUUCAAUGUUUUCUUUUUAACUGCGGUUCAUAGCUGCACGAGAACGUAACUGUAAUAAACGUUUUGCAUGUGAAAAUAAUCUCACUCUGUUCACAACAUGUGCCCAACGUAUACGUAGUUUCGUAUUAACGUAGUUUCUAAUUUUUAAAUAAAUAUUUUGGUCGAGCCGUGUUGGUGAUUGCUUAACUGACGUACUGUAUUCGUAUGUGUGAGCGUGACAGCGGGAAUACGUUAGUGUUGAAAAUCAUAUGGCGGGCGAGCGUUUACAUUCACAGUAGCUCCGUAAUUUAUAUUAUACUUUUAUACAUGGAAAACGAAAGGAAUUUGUUAAUUCAUUCUCUGGAAGUUGUACAAGAAGUCGUCAUUAUGAUGAAGUUAAGGACUGAAGUCAAGGAAGAAAUUAACCGCUGAGAAAUAACAAAAAUCAUCCAUCAAGCAUAUUUGGUUAGAAACAAGGUCCCCAUACUGUGUAUAGAAGGGUAUGAGAGAUUUUGGAGUAGAGGUAUUUAAAUAGAAUUAACAAAAUGGUAAGCAAAUUACCACAGGAAUUUAGGAGGUAUCAUCGCAAUCGAAAUCAAUUGAGACAUAUCCUCAAAGAAACCGAACAUGCACUGGAACUGAUAAGUGCUGAGAAUUUUUUUCCUGGAGAAAAUAUUAUUGAGGAAUUAUUGCCUCCAUUGACAUUAGAUAACGUUAAACACAUAAUAUUUAAUUCACCUGCCAUUGUUAUUUUUGGACAAGACAAUAAAGCAAAGGCAACGUUAGUUAAUAGCUUACUUUCUAGUGAUAUUUUACCAGUAUCUGAUGGACCGUGGCGAUGGAUAAAAAUAACUUAUGAUGUGGUAAAGAACAUUAGUCUUACGUUAGGUUUAGAAUAUGAAGUAGUUAAUAUUUUACAAGCAAAUGAGGAACCGUGGAGUACUCUUCCAAUUGAAGAUUUAACAAAGUCUGGUUCUGAAGACAUAAAUUGUCCAACUGUACUCGAAGUUAAGAUAGAUCAGCCCAUAUUAAAAGAUGGGGUUCAAAUAUUUAUUGCUCCAAAUACUGGAGCGGUCAAGAUUUUGGCCAAGGGAAUGUUGCAUGUACUACCGAUAUUUCUUUAUGCUCUUGGGGAACACCCUUUAACAGAGCAAAACUUGGAAGAAUUAAGAGAUUUGAAAGAAACAUAUCCGUUCAAUCCUGUACUUUUUAUAUCAUCACUGGGAAAUAUAACAUUGAAUAGCAUUGACGCUGAACUGACUGAAUCUGAACAACAUAGACUGCAAAAUCGAUUUAGUUCCAUUGAUUCUACGAACAAAACUGAUAAUGACGACGGUAUUGACUUUGACAAAAUGAAUUCACUGGGUAUAACAUGGCUGGAACAACUGACCAAUUUAGGCUUCCUUGGUAUGGAAGAAUCCGUUGAAGUUGAUCAGCUAUCUUGGCUUGGCGGUGGACAUUAUGUUUGUGGUAGUGACUUGGUGGAUUCAUGCAAGAAAACAGACAGAAUUUUAUAUUUUGUACGUGGAUGUUUGCAAACCUACCUUAUUAAAGCCAGCACCUACUUAAACGAAGUACACUCAACAAGUCUAAGAAAAUUUAUACUGAGUGCAUUCGACAUGGCCCGAACAAUUCAAAUAACUCCAAGGAGGAUACAGUAUGCACAGAUGAAAGAGAACAAAUUGUAUGCCAGUUUAAUGAACAUUGUUAAUGAAAACCAAGAAGAGCUGACUGAGUUGAUACAAGCCAUUAUACAGGAAAUGAAGAAUGAUGUUUUAUUAUCAGAGAAUGAUGUAUAUCCAUAUCCAAACACCCACUUUAAUAACACGGAAAGAGCGGAAUGGUCAGCGACCGUAAGAGCCGCAACGUCCGAAGUCCAAAGGGUAGUGCUCGGCCGGUUAGGUGAAAAAGUCGCGAAUCAACUUGUGAAUUCUGUCAAAUGUCUAAGAGAAACAUUCCUGGGGACUUUGCAGCGUUGUCUGUUAAGUCUCGAAAGAACGUACGAUCGCGACUCGUCUUUGCUAGCUAGCGAUGCAUUAAAACAGAUACUUUCAUCCGCGUACAACGUCGAGUUACAUAAUUCUUCGCCGUCCUUAAUACACUCAUUCCUAGAAAGAUUAAGACAAUUAUUUAAGUCAUUACCUUUACCAUGGACACCAACGCCAACCUUAGAUGCAGCAUGGAGGAAAAAGGUGACCAUCGAUGUAUUAAAUUCGUUAUCGGCAGCGAGGCUAGCUAGAACAAUAUCCAUGCAAUUCAGAGACAAACUCAAGGCGUCCCAUGACUCGUUUCAAGCAGCUCUCAGGUCUUUAGAUAAUUAUUAUUCCGGGAAAUUAGAAAGAACGGAAGAGCAAAGAAUAGCUAUCAGAAAGGUCCAUGCUCCUAGGCUAGCGAAACUAGCUUUAGAGUCGACAUCGAUGAUAGACGCCGUCCGCUAUGGAAUGCCUCAUUGUGGCAAAGAAAUAGGCAGAGGACAAUAUGGAGUAGUAUUCGCCUGUGAUGGCUGGGGUGGUGCACCUGGACCUUGCGCAGUGAAAUCAGUGGUACCCCCAGAUGAAAGGCAUUGGAAUGAUCUUGCCAUGGAGUUCUAUUAUACCAGAUCCAUUCCAGAUCAUAAGAGGAUAGUAAAACUUCGUGGAUCGUUCAUUGAUCAAUCAUAUGGCGGAGGAUUCGGUCUUGGUUCCGCAGUUCUUUUAAUAUCCGAUCGCCUAAGCCGCGAUUUGUAUUGCGGGAUUCGCGCCGGUUUAUCCUGGCUGGAACGUAUACAAAUCGCAAUAGACGUGUUGGAGGGAAUACGUUAUCUUCAUUCGCAAGGACUCGUUCAUCGCGACAUUAAGUUGAAGAACGUUCUCCUCGACACAGAGAACAGAGCUAAGUUAACGGAUCUAGGGUUUUGCAUCACGGAAGCCAUGAUGUCUGGCAGCGUUGUUGGAACACCCGUUCAUAUGGCACCAGAACUAUUGUCCGGUCAUUACGACAGUAGUGUCGACGUGUACGCAUUUGGAAUUUUGUUUUGGUACAUAUGUGCUGGUCAUGUGAGAUUACCAUAUGCUUUCGAACAGUUCCACAAUAAAGAGCAAUUGUGGACUAGCGUCAAGAAAGGUAUACGUCCUGAACGAUUGCCUUCUUUCGAUGAUGAGUGUUGGACGUUAAUGGAACAAUGCUGGGCUGGGGAACCAUACAGGAGACCUCUACUCGGUGCAAUAUUACCGGUCUUAGAAUCGGUUCAGCGAAAAGCGGAAAGAGAUGACAGAUUCUUCGAUUCAGAACCCACAUGAAUCUCCAAAUGGAAAUUAAAAGGGUGUUAACAAUUUUUAAAUGAUUUCACAUUUCACCAGAAAUAUUUCGAUUUUAUUGUACAAUUGGACAUAUAACAUAUCUUCUUGAUUACUAACAGCUAUCAAGAAAAUAACUAAUUUUUAUAUAAUAGGAGGUAUGGUAAUCUCUUAAGGUAUGAAAUACUAUAUGAACAGAGACUAUAAUUUAUUAGAGCUCUUAUCUACUCCUAUAUGUAUAAAUUUAUAAUUAUAUUUUACUACGUAACUUUUAUACCAUAAAAGUUUUAUUUUCUUAUGAACUAGUCAAACUACCCUUGUAAGUAUUUGUAGUUUAUAAAAUUGUCAAUUACCAUGAUAAACUGUUAUUACUUAAUGUAAUUGUGUAAUUACAUUAUUAUAAUUUUAUUUUUAUACACACAAAUGUAUACAAAUAUAUCGAAAAAUAACAUAUUUAUUAAUCAGAAACUUAACUGAUAAUAAUUAUACAAUCAACGAUAUUUAUUUAAAGUAACAAAUCAAGAUCUGACUUAGCUUUUUCUAGAUCAUGUAAAAAUUUGUAAAAUUCACUUAUUGUCAUUUCUACAAAGACAUUAUUAGUUUUACCAUCUUCUUCCAAAUCUAACUUAAGUUGUAGAAAUGAUUUUCCAAUGUUAUCAGAUUCAUUGCUAGCUGCAGUGACUGUAACAAUUAUAUAUUUAUAUAGUACAAAUCCAUACUAUAUUAAAAAGACUAUAACAAAAUUGUAUAGUCAAAAUAUCGCGUAUAUUUAUAUUUAAUACCAACAAAAAGAUGUUAC
Nomia melanderi (Alkali bee) is the source of this 4392-nucleotide messenger RNA. RefSeq names its product receptor interacting protein kinase 5 (gene Ripk5). Gene Ontology annotation, biological process: positive regulation of fibroblast growth factor receptor signaling pathway; protein phosphorylation; positive regulation of ERK1 and ERK2 cascade. Lineage: Eukaryota; Metazoa; Arthropoda; Insecta; Hymenoptera; Halictidae. Gene Ontology annotation, molecular function: ATP binding; protein kinase activity. Gene Ontology annotation, cellular component: cytoplasm. The record is from RefSeq and is a predicted model, not a curated record.